Messenger RNA from Eublepharis macularius, 3306 nucleotides. It is a transcript of the gene PRRT3, whose product is annotated as proline rich transmembrane protein 3. The coding region runs from base 1 to 3306 and encodes 1101 amino acids. The transcript is spliced from 3 exons. The record is from RefSeq and is a predicted model, not a curated record. Lineage: Eukaryota; Metazoa; Chordata; Lepidosauria; Squamata; Eublepharidae.
AUGGCUGCUGUGGGUCUCUCCGUUGCCUGGAGUCUACUCCUGCCAUCUUUGCUCCAGGCUUUCAGUCUCCCCACCCUGGACAGCCCUGCCUGGAACUCUUCUGCCCCAGAAUUGCCUUUUCUGAAUAGCCUCUCCCAAGAGUCUCGUCCACCAGCUGUGUCCCAUUUGGAUCCCAAUGCCCACGAAGUCUCUAGCGGGGAUGGGGAGCCAAGAGCUGAGAACUGGGGAGGUGCCAGUCCCACUAUCCCUCCUGGGCCCCCAAUCCUCAUGUUGCCCUUUGACUUCCCUGCAUUGGUGAGUUCUGGCUCAGGAGCAACCACAAAUGCUCCAGGAGGGAGGCUGGUGCCCCAAGGAGAUGACUCCUCUGUGCCAACAAGGGGCCCUUCCAUCAGUCAAAAAGAGCCUGAAGAUAUUGACCACAUAAGUGUGGAACCAAGUCCAAGGCUGGGGAGGAAUGGGAGCUCUCUGCCUUUGCUUGGCAUUGAGAUGACAAGCAUAGCCAGCCCUGGUACGGCCUCAUCCCCAGCUGCUUCCAGGAAACAUGCCUUGGACUUAAUAACCUCUCGGGAGGGAAACACACAUAGCCACCUCCGAGCAGUAUUCAAAGAUAUCUCCAUGGCAACUACAUUAAGCCCCAGGCCUACAGUGUCUACCAUCCCCUUGGUGACAUUGCCUACCAACAUACCUCACGUAAAGUGGAUGACAACUGUGGGCACUGAUCCUAGGGGUGAUGAUUCCCCAGGCCAGGAAUUACUUGGCCGGAAUCAAACCACAGUAAAAUACUUGGCUUCGUACAGGAGCACCCAGGUCUAUGAUGGUCCACAGGGCAGGAAAGACCUCUCUACCACUCCUUUUAGUCCCACUCUGGCAACUGGGUACACCCAGAGUCCAUUAGGGCCAGGGAGGGUCCCUGUGUACAUAACUUCCACUUCCCAGACACCUCAGUUAACCAGUACAGCUAUCCCACUGAAUAGGAAGGACCAUGGGCUUGGCCUUCUCCUGGAAGGGUCUUAUCACUCAGCCCCAGAGGAACCCUUCCUCAGCCCUUCAGCCUAUUCAACAGAAAGCACGGCAGGGACCCAGGAGCCAGCUGUCCGUGAAAGAAUUACCCACUGGGGCCUGAUAGUCGACACCACUCAACAGCCAGGAACUCGGGAUACGGCAAGAACAGAGUGGACUCACUCAACCGUCAGCUCUGCAAAGCCUGCUUUUUCCAGCUUUGCCACCCCAGGAACUGGAGAAGUGGUUGAUAUUGACCCACAGCGAGUCCGGGGAGCUGUGAUCCCAAGGCUUCCUGUUGGCUCCAACACUCCUGGACAGGGCACCUCUGUGACAGGGAAGGGCCCAGGCACCAGACAUCCAGAACCAGCUGGGACCCGUUUUCCUGGGCAGAGCAGUGCUGUGCUAGCCACCCCUUUGUCCCGCCUUCCAGCUACUCCUCGACGUGGCCUAAUCCGGGUCACCACACAACGAGCGCUACAACAUCCCCAGCUGGCCAGACCACAGCCCAGCUUGCCCUCUUUGCUGCCUGCCACCAGUCCCCCCUGCCCACGGCCCGGCAGUGCUUGCAGCCAUUUUUUGCCGAAUCAGACCUUGCUGCGGUGGGAUGACCUUGAACGGACACUGAGCUUUGCUUGGGCUCUGCAUGUCUAUGGCUCGGGUGUGCUGUUUCUCCUGCUUAGCCUACUGAGCUUGGCCUGCCUUGUGGGCUCUCUUGCCAUGCAUGCGCCACAUCUUCCAUAUGUUGUGGGUGCCAGUGUCCUGCUGCUAGUGUUUGGGGUACUGCGUGCCACAUUUUUUCUGGUGGACCCGUAUGGCUCACGCGGCUGGCUACCUACCCGUGCCAUGAGGGUGCUGUACACAGCACCCUUCCCUCUGCUGCUGAGUGCAUUUGUGGUGCUCCUGCUCCGCCUCCUCCAUCAGGCCCGCCUGCAAAUUUUGCCCCCAAAGCUGCAAAACCUGCUCUUGUUGACUGUCCUGGGGUCCUUGCAAAGCAUCCUCCUCCUGGGAUCUGACUUACUCACACCCCCGAUGCACCCAGCUGUGGCAGUGGGGCUGCACACACUUUCCUGCACUGCUGGUUUCUGCCUCUUGCCCAUCACCAUGUAUGUGUACUGGCAGCUACGGCACAGUGCAGUGGCCGAGGGCACUCCAGAGCCGGGAGUAUGGAGUGGGGCAUGGGUGCUUUUGGGAAGCAGUGGGUUGGCGUUACCAUGCUGUGGGCUACAGCUGUACGGAGUGCUGUGGCUCUCAGGACUGUUGGCCCAGCCGGAUGUUUUCACCUGGGGCUGGUGGUUUGUGCAGUUCUGGUUCCGAAUUGGUGAGCUAGUGCUGUCUUUCGCACUGGUCUUCUUAGCCUGGCAGGCCCUUUGCCAAAGGUACGGAAGUACCGAGCACUCCUGCUGGACCAAGCUCAUGCGCUACUUUUGUACCUACCGCAAGGAUGAGGUGCCCGAGUAUCCCAACAACUGUUACGAUUGGACUGGCGGAGUCCUGGAGAAAGUACCCAACAAUGAUAUCAGUAAGAGUUUGAUCCGAAACCCACCUACUAGUGGGCGCCUCUGGGCACUGAAAGACAGCAACGAAUUGCGGGCUGCAGCUGGUCAGGGUUCCGGCCCCUCUCCAUUACAGCCUAUCUACAGCCCCAAGUGCCCCAAUGCAGCAGCUGCUGCCAUGGGGCGCUCCUACACCAGUAUCUGCUUUGAACGGGAUUCUGUGCUCUCAAUAACUGAGCUGGAGUUCCGGCCUCCCUCUCCCAUCAACCUGAGCCGCAGCAUUGACGAAGCCCUCUUCCGGGAACAUUUGGUGCGUGAUUCUAUUUUCCUGCGCUCCAGCCUCCACUUCCCUUCCCGGUUGGCCCGCCAAGACUCCUGCUCUUCACUCCGGGGCGAGUGUUCCACCCUCUCCCACACAGCACAGCCUCUGCUGCCCCGGCCUCGCCGAAGCAGCAACCCAGACUGUCUGUACAGCUUGGCACGAGCAAGUUCAAUGGGCGAACUCACUACGCAGAGCCGGGGCCUUGCCAGUGAGCCCCCGACAGACACUUCUUUUGACAGCUUCUCCCGCACCUCCUUCUCUCGUGCCUCCCUCAAGAUCAGCUGGAACCCCUGGCGCCAUGGCCUGUCCUCACCAGAAAGCUUGCCUCCGGAGGAGCUGCCCUGCCAGGCCCAACUGCUGCCAGAUGAACUCCCUCCAGCUCCAUCCAGUAGUGCACCAAAUUCUGAAAGGGAGGCCAGGAGAAGUUUCUUGGCUCUCAGCAAACAGGUGGAUUCCCGCAGUCUCUCAAGUGACACCAUUGAAUUGUGA